AUGGAAUUAUAUGGACAGCCUGCCGGCGACGCUUUGGAAGAUGCUGCAAGCUAUGUACAACGGUCAAUUCUAAAAAUCAGUGAAGAUUCUGAUUUGUACUACAAAUUAAAAUACGACCCGUACCAACCAGACAGAGUAUCAAUAUCUGGCCUUGCUACGGGAGAUUAUCAACCACUGAAUGACCUGGAGAUACCGGAAUUUGUUCAUAGUCAUUUGAAGCCCAUUCCACAGGAACUGAAAGAUCAGCUUAGCAGUACACAAAGCAUCUGCACAAUGGGUAUAUUACCCGAAAUUGGACGUGCUUAUAUGACAAUUGAUGCCGAUCUGUAUGUUUGGAAUUAUGAAGAUAGUUCGGAUUUAGCUUACUUCGAUGGGAUACCUAAUACAAUUACUAAAGUGGCAAUUGCGAAACCGAAAGUUGGGGUGUUCCAGAAACACAUUCAUUGCUUGGUUAUUGUUGCGACAACAAAAGAAAUUGUAUUAUUGGCAGCAAGCUUCACAAAUAGUAAUAGAACAGUGACAGAUGUAUCCUCUUUGCCAGACGAUUUUAGGCAAGCUGAUAUGUAUCUCCUUCCAGAUGCGCUUUUCAAGGUUCCAAUUGACGACACAACUAUAUCGGAUAUAAUUGCAACAUCAAACGGCCGUAUUUUUUUCACGGAAGAGGAAGUUUUGUGUGAGCUUGAUUAUCAGGAUAAAGGUUGGUUCAGUCGUCGUUGUCGUAAGAUAAAUCAUUCCAAAAGUUUUAUUAGUUAUUUUUUGCCUUCCGUAUCUUUGAUCACAGGGAAAGAAGAGCGAUUGGUACGAUUAUGCUUGGAUGACGCUAGGCAUAUUUUAUACAGUCUUUCUGAAAAUGGUUCCAUACAGGUUUACGACUUGCAUGCUGACGGAAAUUCAGUAGUUAAGGUGGCAUCACUCAGCUACGGACAAAUUCAGGAGCUUGCUGCAGCAGAAUGCCGAUCCGUGGAUGCUUCUUUUUUCAACGACAUUGUGGGUAUUAAUCCAAUCUCUUAUACGCAAUCUCGCUAUCUGCAUCUUAUUGCAACGACAAGAAAAGGUGUUCGUUUAUUCUUUAGCUGUUUUCCACCAGCACCAAAAAAUGUUUAUCAGGUGGCUUCGAAAUCAUCCUUGAUGAAUUGGAUGGAAGGCAUGAGACCUAGUUGCUUGCGCUUGAAACAUGUCCGUUUACCUCCAGGGUAUGGUAUUUCGCCAGUUUCCUUCCACCCGCUCUCUAUUUACGAUACUUUUUAUUCUCAUGAAAUUGCUAUAAUGGCUGGCGAAGCUGGCAUCGAUAUUUCCAAUCUCUCGAUUUUUUGUUCAUCAAACUUUCCAACUUCUGAAUGUCUUACAGAGAAUGUGACACAGUUACGCCUUAGAAGCUUGGUAAUGACGAUAACAAAAGCUGUUUCCGGAGCACCUUUUUCUACACCUGCAGACUCCCGUCACUCAACAAAUCUUUCACUUUUUCGAGAUACACCUGGAAAAUUCAUUAUUUUAUGUGAAAAGGGAAUACAAAUCAUUGAUCAUCGUGCUCCCAUUGAUAUGUUGCGUGAUAUUCUCCUGCAGUUCGGACCUGAUUCAUCACAUGCUAGCUACUUUACACAGUUGCAUGGAGUAGUUAAUGUUGGCGAUAUGAUUCUCACGAUUCUUUGCACAGAGUUAGGAGCAAGCAGUACAGUGAAGAGCUCAGCUUUAAGGUUGUUUUUUAUGUUGGGCAAUGAAAAGGUCCGGAAUAGACAUUUGACAUCACCUAUGCCUACGAACAGUUUGAGCCAGUUGUCAAACAUUAGCAGCGGGUCAUUUUCUGAUAUUUCUAUGCAUAUUCGCUCUCCUCUGUUCUCGUCUACUCCGCAACAACAAAGACGUCUUGCUCAGCCGUCAGGAGAAUUUUUUUUGGAAGCACAUUAUGAUAACGAACUUUCUGCAUCCAGCGAGAUUCAAACAUAUGCAUCAAUGAGUUGCCGACAUAAUGCACUAUUCCUUCAUUUUUCCCGAAUUGUUGAAAAUUUUUGGACCAAAGCUUUAUGCCAGUUGCUUCCAGACAACAAACUUGUUAGUGUGUAUGCCGUUGAUGAGCUGCAGUGGUUACUAAAGCAGCUAACACCAUUCAAAAAGGUCAUUGACGACUACGGUUUGAUUGGGAAUGUUCAGGAAUAUGUUCAACCACUCGUAAUAGAUAGAAAUACUUCAAGCUGCCACACCGAAGUGGCAUCGCAUUCCGAACGUCGUUCAUUAUUGGGUUUCCGUCAACUGUUAUCACUAACAAUAGAGGUGCUAAUAUUAUGGAAAAUCUUGUGUGAGCAUCAAUUUCACGUUAUAACAGGCCUUCUCAGUAUACAAACUCGAAGCUCUUUGGCUGUCACAAGUCUCUGCAAUAUAGUAUUGAGUGGUCAACAGUUGUGUGCCGAUUUGAUAACAUGUCUGGUUCGACAUUAUUUGGGUGAUAAUGCAGCAACUACUGUGUUAUGCAAAGAACUGCGUGAUUGUUGUCCCUCACUGUUUUCUGUAGAUGAUGCUAAUACAACGAAGGCCACAGAGAUGAUCGAGGAAGUGCGCCAUUUACCUCCAUGUUCUGCACGAACAGAAAUAUUGUCAGAAGCCGUGAAACUAUUAAAAAUGGGAAUUCAGAAAAUCAGUUUGCCAAUGAUUUGUCAACUUCUUUACGAGGUUGAUUAUGUGGAAGGGAUAGUAGAUUUGGCAUUAGAACGAGCAGAACGUGAUGAUACAAGGUUAUUAGCUGUAAUGGCAUACAGAAAUUAUUGCGGGGAAAAUGAUGUAUUUGCACAAGAGGCAUUUGCAAGAAGGAAAGAUGCUUAUAAGUGUAUAAUUGACACUUUGGAUCGUUUAAUGAAUGAUCAAAAAAUUUCGAGUACAGCAGAUCUACUUAAUCCUUCGAAAGAUCUCAUCAUCCGAAAAGUUCUGGAAUCGAAAGAUGAACUUGCAAAUGUAGCCAUUUUUAAAUGGCUUCUGGAUAACGAUUUUAGCAAUGUUGUUUUACAGAGUAAAUCUCCGUUCUUAGAAUCAUUCCUUCAUCGUUGUGUUGAAGAAGGUGGUUCGAGUCGUUAUUUAGAUCUUUUAUGGCGAUUUCAUGAACGCAACGAUGAUCAUGUAAAAGCAGCUCGCCUUUUAUACCAACUUGCUCAACGCGAAACGGAUGCAUUUGAUAUUCAACGUCGUGUUGCAUAUUUGUCGCAGGCUGCAGUUUGUGUUCAAUCAGCAGGUCCGCAAGUUGACAAAGAUAUCGAAUUACACGAUCUGGUACUAGAAAUACGGGACAAACUUGAUGUUGCUCAAAUUCAGCUUGCUGCAAGGGAUUUGGUACUUUCGAUGCCGCAAACUCGUGAAACAAUUAGAGCCAGAAAUAGUCUUGAAAAGCAAUUGUAUACGGUGCAGGAACUUUUCGAGAGGUUUGCUAUUCCGUUGGAUUUGCCGGAAAUCAAGCUUGCUCUUUGUUUUUGUUCAUCAACUUACAAUGAAGAUGCCAUCGAAGAUUUCUAUACUGAAAUAAUUGACAGAGAGUUGCUUUUAUCUGAAAAUGAAUCGCGUGAAAUACGCAUUCAACAUUUAGGUAACCGAAUAGCUAGUUUAGCGAAGAAGUAUUCGAUGGUACCAAAAUAUUAUCCUCUCGAAAUAAUCCUGUCGAAAUUGUUGAGCAGAGGAAUGCGCGAAGGCUUCUCACCUUCGUUUUUUCAUUUCAUUGGCGCAAAAAUCGAUGCGCCGCUAAAUGUUAUGGUUGAUACAUUGUCGGCUACGUUCAGGAGAGAUCCUUUUUAUCACAAGAAUAAUACGGCAAAUCGUUACUUAAUGCGGUCAGCAUUACAUGUUAUAACUGAGUUUGUGGAAAAUCCUUCUUGUAUUUAUCGGCAAAACAGGACGGCACUGGCUAGCAAAUGUUUAGAUUUAAUAGCGGCAUUUUUGAUAAAUCUUUCGCAGGCUGAAUUCAUUGUUUCUGAUCAGAAAAAACUUGCUGAAACACUGAAAUCUUUGCAAAAUGUGUUGGAAAAUAUGUGA
Brugia malayi is the source of this 4008-nucleotide messenger RNA. RefSeq lists its product as uncharacterized. Lineage: Eukaryota; Metazoa; Nematoda; Chromadorea; Rhabditida; Onchocercidae. Gene Ontology annotation, cellular component: nuclear pore; nuclear pore inner ring. Bases 1 to 4008 code for a protein of 1335 amino acids. Gene Ontology annotation, biological process: RNA export from nucleus; protein import into nucleus; transcription-dependent tethering of RNA polymerase II gene DNA at nuclear periphery. The transcript has 31 exons. Gene Ontology annotation, molecular function: structural constituent of nuclear pore. The record is from RefSeq and is a predicted model, not a curated record.